AGUGACGAAGUUUCCAGUAAAAUUGAAUUGAAUAACGUAUGUACCUCCUAACCUUAUGUAAGUUAUACCAGAGGGCAAGUGCGUUAGGUACUGCUGCUGCUGUGUCUUAGGUAUCAACCAGCAAACGUUGCAGUUCAAAAUCCUAAAGAUGGGAUUCGUCUCUUCUACAUACAACAUCAAUCAUUCUCCAGACAGCAUCACAAUCUAAUUCGCCCACAUUACCCAAUUGGAAAGAAAGGUAACCGUAGCUUUUGCUAAUCUACAAGGGAUACAUGUGACUUUAACUCCCCCGCCAACACUUUGCUCAUCGGCGACCCCGUGCUUUCGAUCAUUAGCCCGGAACCAAAUAAUAAGUCUCAUUAAACCCUUGCUUGGGACCCCUGAGCCGUGCACCCUAAGCUGCCUCACUUUUGGUACUUAUCUAUUAUUGGCCAAUCUCGUCCAAUCGAGAUGGCCGUUAUUCCCUCGAGAGUCGAGAUCCUCAGUGAUACGAGCUCCAACGAAGAUGAUCCCUCCUCUCAUGACAGCUUCAAAUCCGACAACUCUACUCUUUGUGAUCUUUCCGUUUCUCAGCUCCAGAAUCGCUCAAGUGCCUGUUCUAACCCAGCAGUCGAGUCGCUUACUACAUGCCUGAAGAAGCUUCAAAUAGACACGGAAACUUGCAACACUGGAGCCAACUGGAGUGAUAACCAAAAGAAUCAAAGUCGACGUCGCCUAACAAGGCCCGCAAUCGCGGCCAACACCUUUGAGGUCCUUGAAACCGUCCCCGAAGACGAGUCACUGCGCUCAUGCACAUCUGCAUCUACGAGUAUUUCUAACGAGACACGAUAUCGCUUCGAACUCCCUGCUUCAGCAAUCGAGAAAUUCUCAGACCAUACUUUAGUGGAAAUUGCACGCAGAGGCAUACCCUCAGCCAAAGAACAAUUGGCGAAGCAUCGCGAAGGCUGGUUUGAAGGAAUAAUUUCUACAAAAAUACCCAUCAAAACUUCUACACAGUCCAGCGCUGCGCCAAGUUUCAAGGCAGUACACCUUGGCUUCAAUCUCUUGCCUAUUAACGAUAACGCCCCCCGCGGGAGUCCGACCGAGGCUGAUGUUCUUGCACGUUUUAUAGCUCUUGUGUCACCUUUAGCUCCCGGGGAAGAAGUUCUAGCAGACGACGAGCAGCCCGCAAGACCAAACAUGGCUCUUGCAGAACCCAGUCGCAAUCACCUUGCGCCGGUUAAGGAGUUGGAGUUACCCUCAGAGGAUAGAACCCGGCAAUCUACCCCUACUUCACCUAGUUCAGUUAGAAGCAAGGAUAGACAUGUCGAGGUCAUUGUCCCGAGAUCACCCGCACAACCUAUCGCUAGAAUCGAGGAUUCCGUGGAGGCGCUUGACGAACUUGAAGAGCAAUUAGAAGCAUUUGAUGAGGCAGCCCAUUUCAAGCGAAUUAUCUCUCCAAGAACCCCGGGUUCCGGGCACAAACCCGCAGUGCCAUUACUAUCCGUGACGAACGCCGGGAUUACGAGGUCUAUAACCCCACAACCGAAGCGAACUACUCCAGUGGUGAGUAGCUCUGCCUCUAUAAGGAUAAAUUCGACCAGCGAGCCCCGGCGUACUGUUCGCAAGGCGGCAUCUAUGAUAUUCCUUGAUCCCCCAAAAUUGAAGAGUGAGGAUAAACCUGCAACCCAGGCCCCAUCGAAGAGGUCGUUCUUCAAAGGCAUAGCAAGUCUCCUACCACCAAGGCAGCCACCCAAGUCGAACAAGAAACCCACUAUUCCAACCUUUGAACUACCCGGGGACGAAGUCGCUCGCAAAUUAAAAGAAAAACGCGAGGCCCGCAUAUCGACGCAAGCCGCCACGGAACAAGCGACAAAACCAACUAUGUCAAGCCUUCGACGUGCCAAGUCAGCUAAGGCUCCAACACGGCCUAACUUCGAGCUGCCAGGAGAAGCCAUCUCCCGUCGCAAGCGCGAAGAGCGUGAGGCGCAGCUACGAGCACAGGAAGAAGAGGAACGGAAGAGAAGAGAAUUCAAGGCCAGACCAAUUCGAUCGGGUGCUGCACCCAGUACCUUUCCCCGCGAGACAGCUGCGAGCCGGGCUCGGCAAAGUAAAGUACACUUGGUGGAAAAUUCAACUCAGCAGAAUUCGCCGGGCCGGAACAAAGGCGCAUCCACGACUACUAAUCCCACAUCACGCUCUCCUCUUUCAAAGACGAACAACCAAUGUCAACCACGGGGCCGGGGACUACAACCACAACCAUCCGGAGUGCAGCCGCCUCGUGGUGUUUCAAGCUCUACGGUAGACAGCACCGGUGGGCAGCAUAGUUCGGUGUCCACAGAAGAUAUACAAUAUCAGAGACUACGUGGUCAGGAGAUCUACAAGCGGGAUAACUCUUGGACCGGGGAACGAGAGCGUGAGAGACGAGAACGGGAAGCACUAGCUAAACUAGCACGAGAAGAAGCCGCUGAAAGAUCUCGACAGCAGAGCCGGGAGUGGGCGGCGAAGCAAGCGAGGAAGAGAAUGACCAUUGCCUCACUGCGGGAUGUCAUGGCUUGAAAGGUCACCAGCAACAUAUUGAUUGGCAAGGGGAAUAUUGUUUUCACAGAGUUUCAGGGGUAUAUCAGUGGAGGGACUGAAGUGUAUUAAUAUGUGUAUUUGCAUGGUGCGUUAGGGGGGUUUUAAAAGCACUGAGCCCGGCGUUCAACGGUAGUGUUGCGGGCCGGUUAUUGCGUUACCCAGGGAGUCAUUCGUGUAUAGGUGUAGUCGAUGCUGACUUCUAGGUUGGUGUCGGCUUUUUUUCAACUAGUUGUAUUAUUGGCUUUAAUGCAUUGAUGGAAGAUAAUGCAGAGUUUUUAAUUAAGACCAUUACGUCGAGCUAUCGGCAUUGUAGUUGAUA
Messenger RNA from Daldinia loculata, 2878 nucleotides. RefSeq lists its product as uncharacterized. Lineage: Eukaryota; Fungi; Ascomycota; Sordariomycetes; Xylariales; Hypoxylaceae. The transcript has 2 exons. The record is from RefSeq and is a predicted model, not a curated record. The coding region runs from base 451 to 2538 and encodes 695 amino acids.